Moneuplotes crassus is the source of this 969-nucleotide messenger RNA. The record is from the annotation of a GenBank genome assembly. NCBI's taxonomy places the organism in Eukaryota, Ciliophora, Spirotrichea, Euplotida, Euplotidae.
GAAAUGGGCUGAUGUCUAGGCAAACCUAUAGAAGGUUCAAAUCAAGGUCCUCGAGCUGAACCUUCUCUCCCUAAAACACGAGGAGAAGUUACACCUCUUCUUUUGGAUCAAGAGCAGCCAACCAAAUACUCCAGAAAUGCACUAAUAAACCUAGUCAACGAAUCUUCUGAAUAUUCAGAGUCUCUUUACUCAUCAAAAUAAGCAUGAAGAGGGAAAGCAGAAUUCAUUCAGAGGAAGCAUUGACCAAAUUCAAAGCGAACACAUCAAAAUUAUGGGAAAUUCAUCAACUACACAGAAAUUUAAGAGAAUCAGAGGUAAGAUAAAUGGCAAAUUCCCUCCCUUAUCAGACACCCAAAUCCUCAAAACCACCCUUUCCCAGUCAGAAACCUCCACUCCCAGCUUAAUCCCUCCCAACCAGCCAGAACCUCGCCCAUCCCUGACCAGAUUCACAACUCCUGAUUUCAUCCGUGUUCAUAGCUUGAUCGUUAACCACCCAGAGCCUACUUGGGAGUUCAUUCUUCAGAAGAUGAACGAGGAGAGGAAGGAGAGUUGACUAACAGACCUGAAGUUGUCAGUGAAACAGCAGGCGAGGCAGCUGCAGAAGAAGUAUGAAGAUCAUUUUAGAAUUACUGUUGAUUCGAUCUUGUGCACACUUGAGGUUGGCUGGGAUCAUUCGUGGGAUGAGCAUAUGAAGGAGAUUCAUAGGCAGAUUAGAGGAAAAGUGAACAAGCAUUUAUUGGAUAAGUUGGAUGAGCUUUUAGAAGGUGAAAAAGAUGUUCUAGGGGAUAUUCAGAGAGUGGUUGUCAAGGAUAUUAGAAGGGGAAAAUGAGAGCAAGAACUUGUUGAGUUGAUCAAAGAUAUUAAGGAUGAAAGUGAAAUUUUUGAUUACUAGUGAGAUCAGCGAGCUCCAAGAAGUGAUUUCCUUAUUUUCUGCCAAAUAUUAACAAUAAUUCUAUCUUUCAAAUCCCA